CGGGCCGGUAUCAACGACAAAUUUCGUCAGACACCAUCACGUCGCGCACUGGCAGGCCGUUUCCCCAAUCUUAAUGCAGGCAACCCUAUGGCGACAAUGCAUAAUUACUUGCUUUACUCUAAGCAAGAGUUCCUUUCUUUGCUUGCCGGCGACGUAGGAAAGGCGAACCAUGUCAUUAGCUUCGUAAUACCGCUUCGGACCGUUCACAUCUUGCCGGCGGAUUCGUUAUCAUUAUCACUUCGGUACCGCUUGGGCACCACCGGCAUUCGCACUUCACAAGAAGGCUCCCUUGGGCCAUUGCUGCGUCAGGCCAGCAUGUCAUCAAGGCUCCCGGUAACAAAGGAGGGCCCCGCAGACCCACUUAAUGGCCAUACUUCCGGGGCUUACAAGCAUACUUAUUCUAUUUCAAAUGGCCCUGCCAGAGGGACGUACCUGAAGUCAGGCUUUCAAGCUUCAGACCCUAAAACUCCAUGUACCUGCGACAUCGGAAUAGGGUUUCCGAUACGGGAGGAGCACAUGUCAAGAAACACUCGCUUACCCUUAUUCAUGGUAAUGAACUCGGACUUAUCGCCUGGUAUUGGGUCGUUUCGGAUGCGGAUGAACCAAGCUUUGACCUCAGAGAACUCGCUAAGCACCUAGCGAAGACUUGUUUACUGCCAUUGCUUGCGCAUUUUCUCUCGCAUUCUUCCUGGUACUGGCAUAGGUAAGGAGAUAAUGUUGAGAGAGGUGGUUGAAGGGCUCCUCCACGGUCUCGCUCCGAAAUUCACGCGAUCAAUCCAAGGGCACGCGUCUGCUUAUAUACGCAUCGAUAGCGGCAAGGAGGUUUCCAUUUAGUUAGCCUCAAGUCGAGGCCUGGUCAGUCGGAAUUGUCACUGA
Molecule: messenger RNA, 876 nt
Organism: Guyanagaster necrorhizus
Lineage: Eukaryota; Fungi; Basidiomycota; Agaricomycetes; Agaricales; Physalacriaceae
Exons: 6
Coding region: 88-639 (183 amino acids)
Source: RefSeq, a predicted model, not a curated record